AUGUCCAUGAUCACGACCUCCACUUGGGUGCGCCGCGGCGCUGCAGCCCAAUUCCCCACCAAAUAUGAAAUCGACGAGAAAGAGAUGAACCGGAUAUCCAACCUUGCGCGGAUGCAAUUGGAGGAAGCGCAGGGCGACCUGAGCGUUGCUCAGGAGGGCAAAGAAGAUGAGGCUAUGGAUGAGGAUGAGGAGAAGGAGGGUGCUAAGGAGGAUGAUGGUAUUGAGAAUGGGUCGGAGAAGAAGGAUGACGAUGAUGAUCUUAAAGAAUACGAUCUCGACCACUAUGACAGCGACGAAGUUGAUGAGGAUGGCGAGAAGAUUACAAUGUUCGGGAAUGUCAAGUCGCUGGCUUACCACCAACCCAACGAAGAGGACCCCUACCUUGUGAUGCCGCCGGAGGAGGAGGAGGAGGAACGCGAGGAAUUGCAAAUCCUGCCUACGGAUAACCUGGUGCUCGCGGGUAAGGUGGAGGAUGAGGUUGCUCAUCUUGAGGUCUAUGUCUACGAAGACGCGGCGGAUAAUCUCUACGUGCACCACGACAUUAUGCUGCCUGCCAUCCCUUUGUGUGUCGAAUGGCUUGAUAUCCCUGUUGGCAAGGCUGCUGAGGGACGAACUUCUGGUAACUUUGUCGCUAUCGGAACCAUGGAGUCGGAUAUCGAAAUCUGGGACCUCGACGUGGUGGACUGUAUGUACCCUAACGCCAUUCUGGGCCAGGGAGGAAACGACGAAGAAAAGAAGUCCAAGAAAAAGAAGAAGACCAAGGCCAACGACGAGUACCACGUCGACUCGGUCCUUGCGCUCGCUGCCAACCGCCAACACCGCAACCUGCUGGCCUCCGCCUCCGCCGACCGAACUGUCAAGCUCUGGGACCUGAGCACCGGAAAGUGCGCUAAGUCCUACACCCACCACACCGACAAGGUUUGCUCGCUCGACUGGCACCCUAUCGAGUCCACCGUCCUGCUGAGUGGUAGCUACGACCGCACCAUCGUCGCCGCAGACAUGCGCGCCCCCGACUCCAAGGCCCGUUGGGCCGUCGACGCAGACGUCGAAGCCGUCCGCUGGGACGUCCACGACCCCAACUUCUUCUACGUUACCACUGACGUCGGUAUGGUCUACCGGUUUGAUGUGCGUAAUGUCCCCGCCAGCCCACAACAAUCCAAGCCUGUGUGGUCGCUACAGGCGCACGACUCGUCCAUCUCCUCAUUCGACAUCAACCCCGCCAUCCCCGGAUUUAUCGUCACCGGCUCCACGGACAAGCAGGUAAAGCUGUGGAACAUUGCCGACAACAAGCCCAGCAUGGUCGUCACGCGCAAGCCUGAGGUUGGCAAGAUCUUCUCAACCACUUUCGCUCCCGACACGGACGUCAGCUUCCGUCUGGCAAUUGCCGGUAGCAAGGGCGUCAUGCAGGUGUGGGAUACCUCUACCAACGGUGCCGUCCGUCGCGCGUUCGUCUCGCGCAUGCCAUCUCUCGAGGGCGAUGUGCAAGAACGGACCGUUGGUGUCGCACCAGAUCAGAACGAUUCGGACGAUGAUGGCGAUGCAGGUGAGGUCGAGGCAGCUCCUGGCCCUGAUGGCUGGGAGUCGAUGGAUGAGGAUUAA
Molecule: messenger RNA, 1599 nt
Organism: Aspergillus ruber CBS 135680
Lineage: Eukaryota; Fungi; Ascomycota; Eurotiomycetes; Eurotiales; Aspergillaceae
Product: rRNA-processing protein PWP1
Exons: 2
Coding region: 1-1599 (532 amino acids)
Biological process (GO): rRNA processing
Cellular component (GO): nucleus
Molecular function (GO): protein binding
Source: RefSeq, a predicted model, not a curated record